Molecule: messenger RNA, 627 nt
Organism: Staurois parvus
Lineage: Eukaryota; Metazoa; Chordata; Amphibia; Anura; Ranidae
Source: the annotation of a GenBank genome assembly
AGUCUCUGGUCACCCCCUGUACUAUGUCCGCAGUCUCUGGUCAUCAUCUCCUGUACUGUGUCCGCAGUCUCUGGUCAUCAUCUCCUGUACUGUGUCCGCAGUCUCUGGUCAUCAUCUCCUGUACUGUGUCCGCAGUCUCUGGUCAUCUCCUGUACUGUGUCCGCAGUCUCUGGUCAUCAUCUCCUGUACUGUGUCCGCAGUCUCUGGUCAUCAUCUCCUGUACGGUGUCCGCAGUCUCUGGUCAUCUCCUGUUAUGUCUGCAGUCUCUGGUCAUCUAAUGUAGUAUGUCCGCAGUCUCUGGUCAUCCCCUGUACUAUGUCCGUAGUCUCUGGUCAUCGUCUGUACUGUGUCCGCAGUCUCUGGUCAUCUCCUGUAGUAUGUCUGCAGUCUCUGGUCAUCUCCUGUAGUAUCUCUGCAGUCUCUGGUCAUCCCCUGUACUAUGUCCGCAGUCUCUGGUCAUCUCCUGUACUAUGUCCGCAGUCUCUGGUCAUCUCCUGUACUGUGUCCGCAGUCUCUGGUCAUCUCCUGUACUGUGUCCGCAGUCUCUGGUCAUCAUCUCCUGUACUGUGUCCGCAGUCUCUGGUCAUCAUCUCCUGUACGGUGUCCGCAGUCUCUGGUCAUCUCCUG